Molecule: messenger RNA, 1113 nt
Organism: Angiostrongylus costaricensis
Lineage: Eukaryota; Metazoa; Nematoda; Chromadorea; Rhabditida; Metastrongylidae
Source: the annotation of a GenBank genome assembly
AUGCCUACAGAUCAAUCCACUAAGCUGAUACCUCAAAAACUUCGUAGAAACGAACGUGAACGAAAGCGAGUCGAUCAGGUUAAUCAGGGUUUCAAUCAACUUCGACUACGUGUACCGCGACCACAUGGCUCAAAACAUAAGCUGUCUAAAGUGGAAACACUUCGUGAAGCCACACGUUACAUUGAGCAGCUCCAUGCACUUCUUCAACAAAGCAACUAUACAUCACCUAGCCAACAGCAGCAACGAAUGCUCGUACAACAACAAUCCUACUACAGUAAUACUUCGAGCGAUGUUUCACCGUACUAUCCAUCACAAGUGAAAUCCGACUUCUCACCGGCAUCAUCGUACUACACUACAACCAAUCCGCUGCCUAAUCUUAUCUUUUGCUUAUUGAUUUGCAUAUUUGAAUAUAUUUAUAAUCUUGUUGGUUAUAUACGCGUGACAUUCUGCGGCAAUGGUUCAUCCUACUGCCCUUUGCACGCCUUGUUCGACAAGGGGCUACAGAAAGAAAAUACAAUGAAACGAGCAAUCGAUGAAAAAAAGCGGAUAGACAAACGACAAUCUUCUAUGGACGUUAUGAAUCUGUUUAUGAUUCUGAGGCUAUCGGAUGAAGUGGAUAAAAAGAAAAAAGUGAAUCGAUGUCGACGGAUUAACCGGAUUAAAUCUUGGCUUGCUACUGAUGGUGUGAGUAGUAACGAUGGAAUAGGAAACUGUAAAAGAGAACUGGAGAAGGGUUGUUCACCAAGGGUGCUUGGUGAUCUCUACUUACAUCUCUUGCCGUUUCCAUCAUUUCUUAUAUUCGCCACUUCAUUCUUGUGCAACCGUAACCCCGAAGUGAUUUGGUCGGUGUUCUCUCUUUACCAUCUGUUGCGCAAUCAGAAACAUACGCUGAUGACUCCUUUACAUCGCCAUGUCAGUGCUGCACAGAAGCGGAUCCAGAAAUCGGCUAUCACUCUUAGUGGACCUAGAAGAGGGCAGCACCUUCGCAUAGUCAGAAACUCUGAGCUGGGAAACGCUACCACUGAACAAUUGAGAAGUGGCACUGCCGUCAGCGAAGUGCAGUCGUUCGAACGAGAUGUCGAGGUGUCGAACCAAGGAAUUCGAUGUGAUUGA